Pogona vitticeps (central bearded dragon) is the source of this 4734-nucleotide messenger RNA. RefSeq names its product MICAL like 1 (gene MICALL1). The record is from RefSeq and is a predicted model, not a curated record. Lineage: Eukaryota; Metazoa; Chordata; Lepidosauria; Squamata; Agamidae. Gene Ontology annotation, molecular function: protein binding.
ACCUGAGCUCAGGGACCGGCGGAGUGCAGCCUCCCCGCCCAGCCGCGGGGCAAGGAACCGCACGGGGCUCGCCGGAGGCACAGACCCGCCUCGUCCCGUCCGGGAGCCGCCCGUGUCGAAGGCGCGUCCAGCCCGGUCGCCACCUCUGGCUCGCCUCUGCACCCCCUUCAUGGUCCUCUCCUGGGCAGCGGCUCCCUGAGCCUGGAAGCACCUCCUCUCCUCUCCCCGAUGUCGGGUCCGCGCAGCGCCUUGCAGGCCUGGUGCCGCCGCCAAUGCGAGGGCUACUCCGGCGUGGAGAUCCGAGACCUCAGCAGCUCCUUCCGGGAUGGCCUGGCCUUUUGCGCCAUCCUCCAUAGGAACCGGCCUGAUUUGCUGGAUUUUAAUUCACUUUCCAAGGAGAAUGUAUUUGAGAACAACCGCCUGGCAUUUGAAGUGGCUGAGCAGGAGCUGGGGAUCCCUGCUCUGCUGGAUCCCAGCGACAUGGUCUCCAUGAAGGUCCCUGACUGCCUCAGUGUCAUGACUUAUGUGUCUCAGUAUUACAACUAUUUUAAUAACCCCAGCCAAGCUCGGAUCCCCCCACCCAUGAAGCGCCCAGUGGUUGCGUCCUCACCCAUACAGCCUACUCAGGGGCCUGUGGCUGUACUGGAGACCACCACGUCAGCACCCCAGGAUGAUGUUGCCGAGGACCUGGCAGAGCAACCUCAGCGUACCACGCUUAGCAGCACAUGUGCAGCUUGCCAGCAACACGUUCACCUGGUGCAGCGCUAUCUGGCUGAUGGAAAACUCUACCAUCGUCAGUGCUUCCGGUGUAGGGAAUGCUCCAGCACCCUCCUUCCUGGGUCCUACAAGCCUGGCCCUGAAGCGGGCACUUUUGUGUGCACUCAACAUCGCGGCAAGCUGGGCCUAUGUGGGAGAACUGAGCGCAGGCCAAGUCCAGUUCUUCAGCCUGUGGCAGAAAGCAGAGACCCUGGGAUAGUGAGUCCGGGUGUGGAGGAAGAGAACGGAGUACCAGAGAGUUGCCCUUCAGCCGCAGAAAAGCUGGACAAAACUGGGAGGGAAAUAGAUGAUAGAGGAGAGGCAAAGACUGAGGUGGAGGUGCCUCUUGGCCAGCCAAAGAAUGAAACGCUCACUUCCACUCCCGUCUCAGAGCUUUGCUGCCAGAUGCCUCCCAGGCCCCCUCUUCCAGCCAAACCCUCCUUGCUCAUCCAAGAGAAAGCGAGCGUGCGACAGGAGCAGCUCAAGGAGGCCCGCCCCACUCCUGCUCCCCGAAAAAGUACAGACAACACAACCCUCUCACCACCCAGCUCCCACCCUGUUCCAAAGCCCCGAGCUAGUGUGUCCAGCGAGAGCUCCAGUGAGCCAGGAUCCAGCCUGGUCAAUGGUAGGCCUCCUGAGCCCUGCCUUCCAGUUCCGAAGCCCAGAGUGAGACCCACAUCUUCAGACCGAAUUGGUGAGUUACCCAAACCAAAAGAUCCUCCCUGGAUUGCAUUGGUCCAGGGGGAGCCCAAGAAAAAGCCUGCUCCUCCCCCACCAGGCAGUAGCAAGGAAAGUCCACCAAAGGCUUCAGGAAUGGAUGAGGGUGGAGAAGAAGAAGGGAAGGCAAGUGGCGGCGAAGGAAGACCCACUCCAAGGGAGCCAAAGCCCUAUAAUCCCUUUGAGGAUGAAGAGGAGGAAUUGGAAUCAGUCACGGCACAAAACAACUCAACACCAGAGUUGAGUGAGAGUGAGGGCGCCCCAAAGACUGCACAUCCCUGGUAUGGCAUCACUCCCACGAGCAGCCCCAAGACAAAGAAACGUCCAGCCCCAAAGGCCCCGAACGCCUCCCCACUUGCUCACCAUUCGAUCUCCAGGCUGUCCCGCUCUGAGCCCUCUUCCACUACUCCGUCCCCUGCCCUCAGCUUGGAGAGCAUCACAUCAGAGUGUUUGGCGAAGGCAGCGGUCAACCUGGAGGAGGCCUCUGUGCCCAAGAGCUCCUCUGAGCCCAUGGUCCAUGCGCCAUCCAUGUCCAGCACCUCCAGCUCAGAACCCCCAGUUGCCGACAUCUCUGCCAAUGGCGGAUCCACAGUUCUGCCCAGUUGCUCUGCAGUCCCUUUCUUCUCAUCAUCCAGUGAUUUGGGCGGUGAGGUGCAGGGUGGAUGCUUACAGACUCCCAGAAGCUGCUCGGCUGGGACCUUGGAAAACAGCUCAGGAGAGAUUUCUCCCAAGCUUCCAGCUGGUUCUACUCCCACUCCUAUUGUCUUGGUUUCAGAUCUGAGUGGUGGGGCUGACAAGAACUCUCCUUCACCCAAAGCUCAGCCAAAAUCAUCCUGUAAAGAGAAUCCCUUCAACCGGAAACCUUCACCAGUAGCUUCACCCACUGUGAAGAAAACUCCAAAGGGACCCAAGCCAGCAAGGCCUCCUGCUCCAGGACAUGGUUUUCCAUUGAUCAAACGGAAGGUACAGUCAGACCAGUAUGUCCCAGUGGAGGAUAUCUAUGGUGAGAUGGAUAGUAUUGAGCAGCAACUGGAUGAACUAGAGCACCGAGGUGUUGAGCUGGAAAGAAAACUUCGUAGCAUGGGAAAUGAUGUCCCUGAAGAUGGUCUGCUGGUAGACUGGUUUAAGCUCAUCCACGAGAAACACAUGCUGGUGCGUCGGGAGUCUGAACUCAUCUAUAUUUUUAAGCAACAAAACCUAGAGCAGCGUCAGGCUGAUGUCGAGUAUGAAUUGCGAUGCCUUCUCAAUAAACCUGAGAAAGACUGGACAGAUGAUGACCGAGUGAGAGAGAAGGUGUUGAUGCAAGAGCUUGUCACCAUUAUUGAACAACGGAAUGCCAUUGUCAACUGUCUAGAUGAAGACCGGCAAAGGGAGGAAGAAGAGGAUAAAAUGGUGGAAGCCAUGAUUAAAAAGAAAGAGUUUCACAGAGAAGCUGAGGCCGAGAGCAGGAAGAAAGGGAAAUUCAAGCCCAUGAAAAUGUUGAAGCUGCUUGGGAACAAACAUGAGUCAAAGAGCAAGUCGCCCAAGGAGAAAAGCUAAAGCCGGUGGCAGCCAAAAGCAGGCAGGACUGCUAUGCCUUCUGGCUGCUUCAGUCUUCCAUUUGGCUGGGAGCCUGGCAAACAGGACUUUGUGCCUCCUGCCCCUGGUUUUUAGAAGCUGUGCCUCACCAUAUACCAAAGCUAGCUUUUCCCAAGAGAAAUGCAGCCAUUUCCAGCAGCGUACUCUCUUAUGCUUAGAGAAGAUGGGAGGUAUAGCAGCUCCACUUAGCACUGGACAUUGAGGAGGAACAGACUUGGAGAAGGAAGCUGCUUGUGUCUCCUUUAGCUUGAGGGUGGAUGAGGGUGGGGGGAGUAAGACAUUUUUAGACUUCCUCCGUUGUGUGUGUACUCUUAUUCAGUGUUCUGAGCAGUCCCAGAUUUGAUUGUCUGUGAAAAACUUGCACUAAUUGUCUCCUUUUUCUAAACUGUGAUAGUCACAUGUGCCUCAUACCCCUGUCCUCUGAGGAAGGAGGAGACCUUCCACAGUGGACUAGGGGGGAGGAAUGGCUCUCCUCCCCUGCUACAGAUCUCUUUUUUGCCUACUUGUCCAAAAAAUUAUUUGAAAAAACUUGGCGUUUUCAGAGCAGGAUUAUUUAUUUUGUUGUUGGUUUAUAACAGUUAAACUGGUGAGCUCUCAGAUUUUUUUUGUCACAAGGGCCAACAGAAACAGCAACAAAAAACUAACUAAUGCCCUAUUUCUUGAAGCCUUCUCUAUCACCAAAGAUGUGCUGUAAGUCCUUGGGUCUUAGGAAAACUCUGAAUGAAGCAAAGAGGAAGUUUUGCAAAAUGAAGCAAAGAGGUGAUCAUUUGUUCAGGUCUGAACAGGACACUUAAUAAGUUUUUUAUAACCCUCAAGGUUGCUGCUGCUGCUAAUGUCAUCCAUGGUGCUCCUCAUGGGACUGGGACAGGUUGAGACUUUCCCUUUCUGCUCUUAGGCAGAGGGAAUUAUGAAGCUGUCCUCAAUGCCAACAAGACUUCGUUUUGGCCUUGCUCACCAGUGCCACCACUAGCCCAUUUGGGAGGGAUCUUGGCUGCUUCCUGCCCUCUUCCCUCAGCUUGGUCUGUAUAUAUUUUUAUAAAAUUUUGAAGACAGCUCUUUCUACCAUUUUGUUAGUGAAAUUUCAGCCCGCUCUUCCAGCUUUGUUUUUAUUUGUGUGGCGCGUGUGUGUGUGUGUGUGUUAAGAGGGAGACGUCUCUUUCCUCCUUCCUUUCUGCCUUCUCUGCGUUGAGGAUCUAUUUAUUGAAAUGUUUGUUUGGUCUGAGUUAAACACUGAUAGUAUUGUAGGUGUUGGUUAGUCAGCUGUUAGUCUUGAGUUCUUGUUAGCAGAGCAGACUACCAGCCCAGAGCAAACUGCAGUGCUGCCUUAUCCAAAUAUGAUGAAUUUUUGGCUGGACCUGGGCUGCAACACCCAGCCUGAACCAUUCCACAAGGGGAUUUACAUUCAUGAGUGUUGCCAACUGUGGUUGGGGCCAUGUUCUUGACCCUUGCAAAUGAAUGCCAGCCAUCAUCUGACUCCCGCACAGCGAAGUUGCCCUUGGAUUUGAUCCCAAAGCACAACAUUCUCCUCUGUAAAGCAAAACAAGCCACGGGUCUAAAAUGCCACCCUAUACACUCCCAUCAGAAAUCUCCACCAGACUGUGGUGGACAUAAUUACACUGUAUUAACUACAUUCUUCACUGACGUGCAGGGAACAAAGAAAUCAAAUAAACAAAUUGUAUCGCG